CUUCUUUUUUUUUACCCGCUGCAAUCACUUUUUGUUUUUUUGCUUUAUGAAUGCAGCACCUUUGAUGGAAUAUGUUGGCGAACGAAGGAAAUGGUCCUACAUAAGCGUUGCCAUAAGUCUGUACCUCGCUUACAAGGUGUAUAAAGUGUUCCAUGUCCCAGCUACUUUACGACAUAUACCUGCGGUACCUUAUUGGCGCAUGAUCAAAUCCUAUCUAGCCAAGGAUUCACCGCAAAUGCGUCUGGAGCGACUUACCCUACCAGUGAUACGACGGUCCAACGGAAUUUACUUGAACAAAGUGCCUUUUGAAUGGACCGUUUACAUCGCCGACCCAGUCGCUGUCAAAUCUCUGUUGCUUUCCAAAGAUAUGCCAAAGGAUCCAGCGAGUUUGGAUAUGUUUGAAGGCACAGUGCGUAUCUCCGAAUUUUUUGGUACUCACAGUCUCGCGCUGUGCCAUGAAGCUGGCUGGAGAAGACAACCCAAGCUAAUGAAUCCGCCCUUUAAUCGAGCUAUGCCAGUGGAUGCUUUUGGGACAGUGAUGCUCAGACUAUAUCAAACAAUCGAAAACGACUAUGACGGGAAGGAUGUUCAAGUUAUGGAUCUUAUGCGCAAAGUAUGCUUGGCCACAUUUGGUCUAGGCAUCUUUGGUCUCGAUUUUAAAGCUUUGGAAGAAAGAGAACUAGAAUGGACAACGGUAUAUCAAGAAAUGCGCAUAGCGCUGGUCGAUAUUUUUGCGUAUCUGUUUCCUUCAUCCGGUCUACUUGCUAGAUGGUUUUUCCCAGAACGGAGCACCACUAAUGAUGCCAUUAGUCGUAUGAGUGAGUUAUUGGCCGAUAUGACGGAAGAACGGCGACUAGUGCUUGAGGCACAACAACAGGGAGACGGAAUCGAGCGUGCAGAAAUUGGAAAGGACCUUCUUACAAUUAUGGUCGAGGCACUAAUGAGAGAUGAUGGGACUCUUUCCAGUCGAGAAUUAAAGGAGAAUAUUGCAUCCACCUUCAUAGCUGGAUAUGAGAUCCCAAGCCAUGUAAUGUCACUCUGUAUAUAUUAUUUGGCUAUUCACAAAGACAUCCAAGACAAUGCUCGUCGAGAAGUUCUCGAUAUACUUGGUGAUGGUGCAAAGGACGUGCUUCCCAUACACAAUAACUGCGAAAGAAUGGAGUACCUCCGUAUGGUUAUCAAGGAGACAUUGCGUUUGGCACCGACAGUCGAUUUGCUUUGGGGUCGCACCACUAGGAAAGAUUUAUAUCUAUGCAACACUUUGAUCCCUAAAGGCACAACUAUCAGCAUCGAUAUCCAUGCGAUUCAAAAUAAUCCGGAUAUCUGGGAUAACCCGAGUGAAUUCAGGCCAGAUCGAUUUGCCAAGGGUGGAGAAAAUGAUAAACUCGAGGGCAUGACAUGGCUUCCCUUUAGCAAUGGUGAACGCAAAUGUAUCGGUGCCAAGUUUUUCAUGAUGGAACAAGUCGUCUGUUUAGCUAUGCUGCUACGCAAAUACAACUGGGACCUUCCUGAAGAUUCAAUACAUCGUAAUGGCCUCGUCUAUAAAUCGAUCAUGAAUGCUGCUCCUGAAUCCUUGACGAUGAAUUUCACCAAACGCUACUGAGUGCCAUCCUGGCACGUGAACCAUUCUAUUUCUCACACCUAUUACUUGUAUCUCGUUUUGGGUGCGAUUCUUCAUGUAUAACUAAGAAGUAAAGAGAUCGUCAUUAAACAAAACAGCUUACUCAAUCUCUC
Molecule: messenger RNA, 1734 nt
Organism: Radiomyces spectabilis
Lineage: Eukaryota; Fungi; Mucoromycota; Mucoromycetes; Mucorales; Radiomycetaceae
Product: cytochrome P450
Exons: 10
Coding region: 47-1603 (518 amino acids)
Molecular function (GO): heme binding; monooxygenase activity; iron ion binding
Source: RefSeq, a predicted model, not a curated record